Messenger RNA from Penicillium malachiteum, 4287 nucleotides. RefSeq lists its product as uncharacterized. Bases 1 to 4287 code for a protein of 1428 amino acids. NCBI's taxonomy places the organism in Eukaryota, Fungi, Ascomycota, Eurotiomycetes, Eurotiales, Aspergillaceae. The transcript has a single exon. The record is from RefSeq and is a predicted model, not a curated record.
AUGCCAGUCGCGGCUGAGCGAAUUGAAGGAGGUGCUUCGGGGCUUGAAGAGAUGGCAGCGGGCGCAGCUUUAACAGCAGCUGGCUUAGCCUUGGGUGAGGAAGUCUUCCAUGAACGGCCUCGAAGUCGCUCUAUUUCUCCCCGUACUACAGAGAAGGCCUUUGAUGCUGUCCCGAAGUCCCAAAGUAGACCCUCUUCCCCUGAAGCAUCUCGAGAACAAUCACGACGGAUGUCUGUGAAUCGUUCGACCGAGUCCCCAACUGCAGUACCUUUACACUUCCGUCGACCUCCAGCAUCCCCCAGUCUGCACCGCGCCGUACCGAGUGAGGUACCAAGUAUGCCUAGCUCGCCGACUCAAUCCCGCAAUCGUCGUCCAAAAUCCAUUGAGUACUCUGGUGAAAUGCGACCCAUGUACCUUGUCGAACAGUAUGGUGCAUCUAAGAAAGAGCCAGAGGAGCAGCUACCAUCCCUCCCAUCCAGCAAGAACUCUUCGCGCGCUCCAUCUCUUGAGAACCUCCGAUCACUUCAUGACGAAGAUGCCGUCAGGAGCUGGGAAAUCAUCGAUCCUCCGCCCUUUGAACUUCCUCAAAGACCAUCCGGCCUAACCAUUUCUACUGAGCAUGUCACCGACCCUGAAGCAGUGCAAGAUCUACUUGACUCUCAACAAGCGACCCCAACAGCAGAGAACUUUAGCCUUCCAACUGAGUCUGCCAAGAAGGAGAAGCAGAAGCCUGAGUUCUAUACUUUACAGGAUCUUUUGGAGAACCCUGAGAAGUAUCCCAAUGUUUCUUCGCCUACAAAGGAAGCUCGUUCUAUUGAAGGGUCCGUCAUUGCUGUGAAGGAUUUGCCUGAGGAUACUGGUGCUACCGAAGAGCAUUUUCGUGAACUUGAUGUUCAGGCUGAGCCAGUUCUUGAGCAAGCCGAAAACAGCUUCCCUGAGUCUACCUCUACUGGACUUGGAUUUGCUGGUAUCGUCGAAGCUGCUGCAAUUGCCGCUGUGAAGGACCAUGAGCAACUUGACGAAUCUCCCAUAAAUGAGUUCACUGAGCCUACUUCAGAGGCUGAUCAACCAAUUAUCCCCGAUGUUUCUGAAGAACAGACCCUCGAACAAGUUGUGGAGACUCAAUCUACCUCCGAUACAAAAUUUGCCGACUUUUCUGAUAUUGUCCAAGCCGCCGUUGAAGCAUCGCAUGAAACCCCCACUGCCGAUGAAGAGCUAGGCGAACCUGGUACUGCAAUUGAAGAGCAACCUCCUCAACAACUCGAGUCCAGCAAAGAAUUGGUUCCUGAGUCCUCAGAACCCGUCGAAUCUUCUCAGCCACAAGAGGUAGAGGAUUCCGUCACUGAGGACGUCAAGGAUUCCAGCGCUCAGAAGAAAAAGAAGAAGAAGAAGUCAAAGAAGAAGCAAGCGGAGGAGAGCGUUAAUCUCACCGCUUCUGAGCCUGUGACUUCAACUGAGGAACAGGUUAUCCCUGCUGAGAUCGUUGAAGGCGAGAUUCCGUCUAUUGAGUCUGAGACUUUACCAGCCAUUGAGAAGGAAAUUAUUGCCGACUCUGUUCCCGAGCCGGAGUCUGAGCCUAUUGCAGAGUCUGUACCAGAGCCUGUGGAUGGACCCGUCGCUCCUGUUGAGCUUGUUGAAGCUGCCGUUGUUGAUGAGUUCAAUCAGCCUGCUACAGAGCCUGUCCCUGAGUUAGUUGUCGAGUCUACCCCUGAGGUUGCUCCUGAGUUUACUCCUGAGGUUGCUCCUGAGAUUGCUCCUGAGAUUGCUCCUGAAGCUGCUCCUGAAGCUGCUCCUGAGGUGUUCGUUGAGUCUGAGCCACAGCCUGAGCCUGAAGCUACUGUUCCUGAGGUGGUUGAAGAUGAACAGCCUCAAGAUGCUUCUGGUUUGUCCAAGAAGGAGGCACGCAAGAACAAGAAGAAGAAUAAGAAGAAUAAGAGCAUGUCUUCUGUGGUGCAAGAUGAAGACGUGUCCGCCGAUGUCACAGAAAAAUCAGUGGAAGAACCAGUUGUUCCUUCCGAGGAACCGCAGUCUAUCCAAGAAGAAUCUUCAGCGCUUGCGGGGCCCUUGUCGGAGAUUGUUCCGCUGGAGGAGCCUGCUCUCUUGGAAGAAUCGAAAGAAGAAGAAAUUCUUCAGGAAGCAGCUAUUUUUGAUACUCCCACCUCACCUGAGGAAACUUCCGAAUUCCAAGAAGCCCGCGAGAUUCAGGACCAUGUUGAGCCCUUAUCUACUGAACAGCCUGAGCUUUCCGAAUCUACUCCAACCGCUGACAUUGAAGAAUUCAAGCCAGCGGAGGAGGCCACAGAACAAGGAGAGGAUAUUGAGCUUCCCGUCUCUACUUCAGAAACCAUCAACAUUGUUGAGCCAGAGGAUGCUUUUGUCGAAGCUGUUGAGGAGCAGCCCGAGGUAUCUCAAGAAAAGGAAAUCGAGACUGAGCCCCCAGUCCAAGAUGCCACCCCCGUUGAGCCUCAAGAGUCUCAGCCAGAGGAGUCCACAGAAGAGCCGUCAAAGAAGAACAAGAAAAAGAAGAAGAACCGCAAGUCUGUUGCUUUUGACGAAACCGAUGCUCCAUCCGACUCAAAGCCCUCUGCUGAGCCCGAGCCUGAAUCUGAGCAAGCCACCAAAGACCUCGAGCCCGAGCAGCCAGCUCAUAUCGAGCCAGUUGACCAAGAGUCUUCAAUCCCUGAAGAUGUUCAGCCCUCUGAGCCUGAGAUAAUCGAGGAAGUCACGGAGCAGACUUUUGAAGAGGCUCCCGAGGUUCCAGCCCCUCAAGAACCAGAGACUGCGGUGGCUGAGACCACUGAGUCAGAGCCUAUUGUUCAGCCUGAAGAGCCAUUUGAGCCAACUGAGCUUGUACAAGAUGAGCCUACUGCCGAUCCAGAGCCUGAGCCCGAAGUUCCCUUGACUGCGGCACAGAAGAAGGCGGCUAAGAAGGCUGCCAAGAAGAAGGCAAAGCAGCAGAGUGUUUCUUCUGUUCCUGAUGAGGAGACCCUUGCUGAAACUCCCUCUGCCGAUACUCCAGCUGAGGUCUUCAUUGACGCUCCAGUUGAUGCUCCUGUUGAUGCUCCUGCUGAUGUUUCAGUUGAUGCUCCAGUUGAUGCUCCAGUUGAUGUUCCAGUUGAUACUCCUGUUAAUGCUCCAGUUGAUGUUUCAGUUGAUGCUCCAGUUGAUGCUCCAGUUGAUGCUCCAGUUGAUGCUCCAGUUGAUGCUCCAGUUGAUGCUCCAGUUGAUGCUCCAGUUGAUGCUCCAGUUGAUGUUUCAGUUGAUGCUCCAGUUGAUGCUCCAGUUGAUGCUCCAGUUGAUGCUCCAGUUGAUGCUCCUGUUGAUGUUCCUGUUAAUACUCCAGUUGAUGUUUCUGAUGAUGCUCCAGUUGAUGUUUCAGUUGAUGCUCCAGUUGAUGCUCCAGUUGAUGUUCCAGUUGAUGCUCCAGUUGAUGUUUCAGUUGAUGCUCCAGUUGAUGCUCCAGUUGAUGCUCCAGUUGAUGCUCCUGUUGAUGUUCCUGUUAAUACUCCUGUUGAUGUUUCUGAUGAUGCUCCAAUUGAUGUUUCAGUUGAUGCUCCAGUUGAUGCUCCAGUUGAUGUUCCAGUUGAUGCUCCUGUUAAUACUCCAGUUGAUGUUUCAGUUGAUGCUCCAGUUGAUGCUCCAGUUGAUGCUCCAGUUGAUGCUCCAGUUGAUUCUCCAGUUGAUGCUCCAGUUGAUGUUCCAGUUGAUGCUCCUGUUGAUAUUCCUGUUGAUGCUUCUGAUGAUGCUCCUGAUAAUGCUCCUGUUGAAGCGCCUAAUGAGUCUGAGCCUAUCAAUGUUGAGACUCAGCCCGAGGAGCCAAAAGCUCAGCCCGAUUCAAAUCAGCUGGUUGAAGCUACUCCUGUUGAAUUUUCUGAGCCCGUUGAGUCCGUAACUAAGCCUGAAUUGACAGAAAAUGUUGAACAUGAGGUCAUUCCAGCUGAAACCGUUGAGGAAACAGGUAUCUCUGAGGCCACUCCCGCAGAGGCUGAGCAGACCAAGGAGAUUGAGGCCAAGCCCGUGGUGCCUCAAGAGUCUGAGGCCGCUCAAGAUUUUGCUUCAGAGCCUCUCACGCAGUCUGCCGAGGCAGAGCCCGCCCAAGUCCCAUCUGAAGAGCCUCAAGAAAAUCCCGACAUUGAGCAAAUCUCCGAUGAACCCCCCGGCUGGGCUGUCAAAGUCUCAGAGAAAGAAGUGGAAGGAGAAGCAGAAGAAGUUACGAGAGCAAAGUGUCAGCUCUGUUACGGAGGAGGUCAAUUCUACCGAAACUGUGCCUGUGCCCGAGGUCUCUGA